Antechinus flavipes (yellow-footed antechinus) is the source of this 2496-nucleotide messenger RNA. RefSeq lists its product as uncharacterized. The coding region runs from base 473 to 1819 and encodes 448 amino acids. Gene Ontology annotation, biological process: pyroptotic inflammatory response; defense response to bacterium. Gene Ontology annotation, molecular function: phosphatidylinositol-4-phosphate binding; phosphatidylinositol-4,5-bisphosphate binding; phosphatidylserine binding. The record is from RefSeq and is a predicted model, not a curated record. Lineage: Eukaryota; Metazoa; Chordata; Mammalia; Dasyuromorphia; Dasyuridae. The transcript has 4 exons.
CCCACCAGACUCUAUCUAGGGAACCAGGGUUGGACAGUGAGGAAGUUAGAAAGCCAAGAAAUAAAGAGUUGCUAUCUCCAAAAGCCCCAAUUCAAGAGAAGGAAGUGGGGCUCUAUCUAUCCUACUGCUGUCCAAACUUCCUUUAAAACAAAAGCCUUGAGGGGCAGAGUUGGAAAAAGAGUAAAGAGAAAGAGAGGAAGAAAAAGAGGGUAAUGGAGAAGAAGAGACAGAAGGAAGGAGAGGGAAAUAGGAAAGAGAUGGAAGUUUGAGAGAGACAAAGAGUGAGAAGAGAAAGGGGAAAGGGAGAAUGAGAAAUCACUGAGGGAGGAAGGAAGAGGGCCACACUGGGGACAGGAGGAAAGCUACAAAGGGGCAGAGGGACUGAAAAUGUAGACAAAUUGCUUGGCUGCAUGGCAGAGGGAAAGUAUUGGAUGAUCAGAUGUGUAUGGAAAGCUACUGGCUGAAUGAAUAAAUGCUGGGGGAAAUUCUGGACUUAGGAACUGGUCCCAAUCACUGUGUUUCCAAAGUAGGGUUACAGACGGAGUCACCCUCCAAAGACCUCAGGGGAUUCGAGGUACUUCAGGCCGAGGUGGAGGCAGAGAUGCCCAUUUUGAAGAGCCUGACGCUGGAACAAAGUGCACUUCUAUUGAAGGCCCUCCUUGGACUUCUGGGCCAGGCCAAAGCUCUGCAAGAGCUGGAAGACACGAUGAACCGAGCACUGGACCUUGAAGAGCCAGUGAUCCAAGGAUUCCUGGGGGGUCCUGGGGAUGCCAUUCUAGCCAAGCUGCAAGAUACCUCAGGAAAACUCAACCCUAAUCUAGCUGGGAGUUUUCUCUACCUGUUAGGAGCACUCCAAGAGCUGAGUGAAGAGCAACAACAACUGCUGGCCAUGUCAGUGGAGAAGAGAAUCCUUUCCCAACAGCUGGAGCUGAUGAAGACCAUCCUGGAUCAGAAUUUCAUUCGAACUGAAGUGGGACCAUUCCGUCUUCAUUGUGAGCUUCUCCAGAGCUUCCAAGGCGAGGAACUGACUGUGACCCAGGCCCUGAUAGGUCUCUGUGGCCUCAAUCUACAGGGUGAUGGUCCCCUUUUUGCCUGGGAGCCUGAUGCCCUGCCUCUCCUCUGUGCCCUCUAUGCUGCCCUCUCUGUUUUUCAAGUAUUAUCUAGAAACUCUUGGUUUGGCAGCCCCUUCACCCAAGUUCAUAAUACCUUGACACACUCAGGAAUAGGAAAAGGAGAGUGGAACUCAGGGACUAACCGUGGGGGGAUAAGGAAAAUGGAAUGGGACUUGGGGAACUGGAGGGAAGAGAGAAUCUGCCCUCCAUUCCCUGAGCUCAGCCUAGAUCUUGAAAGGUUCCACCUGGGGUCCACUUUGCAAGGUAAGGGCUUAGGGGAUCUGGCUUCCCCAGAGAGUAUGAAACUCAGGGCCUUCAAAGAAUCAGAGAGUUUUUCUUCAGUUAGCCAAGAAAUGGAAGAGAAUGUGAGCUCCCACACCAACUUGCUCAGUAAGGGGUUUGGCAAAGCUGGGAUGUUUCAGGGGAGAGACAGUCUAGAACUUUUGCCUGCAAGGGAAAACGUAAGGUCCUCAGUGUGUGGUCUAGAUGGUGACAAAGGCUUCUUCACCCAUUCAAGCCUGCUGAUGAAGGGAGGUCAGAGCCCAGAGAUGACAGCUAUGAAGGCUGAGACAGCAAUGGCUGCUGAGUUUGAUCUCCAUGCUCAGUCUCUACAAGCUGAACACCAUCUGCUAAGACAGAGGUUUCAGGGCAGCUUGGCUUCUAAAAUGGGUUUUGGGAUGGGGGGAAGACCCUCAAAAUUCUUCUAGAGACUGAGGUGAGAGUUAUAAGAGCUAUUGUCCAAGAAACAAAUUAUAGAAGGAAGUUUGAGGGAUAGCUCUGAAUCAGAAACCUGAAGGGAGGUGGGGGGUGAGGAAGGCCUCCUCUUUACCUAAAAAAUCCAAUUUCCUAAAGAAAGCACCAACUUCACAUAAAUCCUAUGGAGAUCUUACUCCUUUCUGUGUUAUUUCAUCAGCCAAUUAGCAUUUAUUAAGCACCUACUGGGUUCCAGGCACUGUGCUAAGGUCUAGGAAUGUAACGAAAUAAAAGACAGUACCUGAUUUCAGAGCUUAAAAUCUAAUGGGGUAGACAACAUGAAAAGAACUAGGUACAAGCAAGCCCAAUCCCAAUUAUAAUCAUCUCCCUGGAUUUUGGUGAGAAAAUGGUCUCUCUCUGCCAUUUUCCCCAAAUGUUUCUCUCACCUCACCUGGCAAAUGGUGUUUACCCCCAGAAAGAUGAACACAUGUAUGAGUAAGGUUUCUCAGGGUGCCACUGCUGCCACCUGCUGGGUACCCAUUUUUAUUUGGGUCAAUGCUGAGAACCUUCCCUAACCCCUUGGUUUUUCCUCUUAUUUUUUUCCUUUUUAUCUUUGCUUAUUAUGAGGGAGCAGAAACAUAAUAAACAAAUAAAUGAGAAAUUGCCAAAAAUAAAAGGAAAAAAUGAGCAA